CUACUCUGGUGAUAAUUAUGCUGGUGAAUUCGAUUGGAAAAAUUCCUACUCCCAAAAUACACAGAUUAGUCCUGCCCCGAUAGACAGUUUUCAGGAAAUGGAGGAUUCUCAGGAAAGGGUAAAAGAGAUGAAAUUACAACUUAAAGCCUGUAAAGAGGCGUUGUCAUCAAAAAGAUCUGAUUUACUUCAAUUAUGGUUCCGAAGCCAACAAUAUAAAGAGAUGAUUCGCAUAUUAGAUUUAAUAGAGGAUUUCAAGGGUGCUCCUGAAAAAUUAGAAGGGUUAUUAAGAGAAAAACAUUUUUUAACAGCUUCAAAUUUACUUUUGGAAUCCACUCGAAUGUUAGAAAAAAAAGAAAUGAUUGGUAUUGGUGCGUUAUCUGACUUGCGACGAUAUUUCAAGGCGCAGCAAAGCAAAUAUGACAUGACAGAGAUUUUUUCUCUUGACGCUCCUGAAAAUGAUGCGCAGUUAGAGACAUUAAGAGAUCUGUUAUGGACUCUUUACUCAAAGCUAGAUGCUGUUUUGCAAGGACAUAGAUUUAUUCUUGAUGUUAUUGAAAGAAUAAACAAGGUUCGUACGCUUCUACGUGACUAUAUCACAAAUGAUGAAAGAGAUUCAGCAUCCAUAGAUGCUCCAGACGCAUUACUUCAGGAUCUUAUGAAAGAGAAGAAACCUCGUGACUCUUCUAAACAAUUAUUUAAAUUUGGAGAUGCUGAUCUGAAAUCAUACACUGUCUUUGAUCAACAAUACGAAGCAGAUAUUAAAACUGCACUUCAAAAAUUUCUUCCAGAGACGUUUUCCAAAACUCCAGAUGAAAGACAACUUUCUGUAUUUGUGGUAGAUCGAUUUGCAAAUACAAAUAUAACUGCUGGUCAUCGUCUUGUAGUUAAACCAGAUGCCUUUAAUGUUUCUGUUUUAUUCAAACCUACGUCAGCCUUUUUGGAGAAGGUCAAAACAAUGUUGCCUCCUGGUGAUCAUCGAUCAUCGGAAGAUUUCACUACUUUUCUUGAUGAUUUUGUCUCCAAUGUAUUUUUGCCUCAAAUUGGAGAUAAAAUUUUUGAAUUGUUUCAAAAAUCCACAUCUGAUUCAGGGGGUACCGGAAAUCACCAAGGAAUUAGUGCCACUUGGGUACAGCAAGAUCAAUUAGCUGAAAUUUUGGGUCAGUAUCCAUACCUUGAUGAUGAUACUGUUAAAAGCCGUCGAAAACGAAACCACCCUACUAAUUUACCAACAAAAAUGGAUGAUGCUGCAAAAAUGGAUGAUGGCAAAUUGGCAAAACAAAAUCGGAGAUGGUCGCAAUAUGGUGAUAUUAAUCUUAACCAUGGACCAAAAGAUGAUGAAAAAAAGAACGAUGACAAUCAAAAUACUGGGUUGUCACUGACAGACGAAAUGACAAAGUAUGCGUCUUAG
Molecule: messenger RNA, 1408 nt
Organism: Racocetra fulgida
Lineage: Eukaryota; Fungi; Glomeromycota; Glomeromycetes; Diversisporales; Gigasporaceae
Source: the annotation of a GenBank genome assembly